CGGUCGCUGCGAGGACGCUUAGGGGAGAAGGGCGGGGCCGCGGCUUGAGAAGAGGGAGCUGGAAGGCGGCGGUGGUGGUGGUAGAACACAGGAGGCGGGGCUUGUAGAGAGUUCGACCAAUCACUGCUGGCGUUGGAGGAAAGCGCCGGUCCCUUUUGGCUUUUCCGAUUUCUACAGUUGGGGAUUUAGAGAGAAGGCGAGAAGUCGCUUUGAGUGUCUCAUUGGGGAAAACUAAGUGUGGGCGGAGGUUACGGCUGUGCUUUGCUCUGCGGAGGGACUGGCAGGGCAGGAUGGGGGCGCUGCUGAGCGCCUGGAGGAGACGCGUGGGUGGAAUCUUUGACCAACUGCUCAGUUACAGGUGUUGGUGAAAUUAAAGUGGAAACCUCCCUUUUCUCUCUCUCUGUCUCGAGGCUGCAAAUUGAUCGCUGUGCAUGUUGUUCAUAAUUGCUUCCGCGAACUGUUGGACAAAAUCCGGCAGCUCAGCUCCAUUCUGAUUAAAGUUGACAAACGCCCCGCAUGCUCUGCUCUUUCCUUUCGCGCUUUCCCAGUGGUGGAAGAGGGUUGCCCCGGCCGGUCGCUCCCUCCCUGAUGCCGUUUGGAGUAAAGCUUGCACAGUGCUGCUGGAAGAAACAUGACGAAGCCUGGGAGAAGGAAACCCAAGGGCCCGGAGAUGGAGGAUACCCUCUGUUGCUGCGAGUACCUCGAUCGGAAGGGGGAGAGGAGCCACCUGGCGGCGUGUCUCUGUGACUGCGAGGACCUUGACGAGUGCUGUGAAAGGUGGCUCACGUGCAGAUCUUUGCCCCCAGGAACUUUGGAGAGAAUUGCAGAUACGUUCGUGGACCGCUUCCGUAUUCCUUGGCUUAGGGGGGCUGUCAAGAUUGAUAUCAGCCUCCUUCCACCAAUCAUCCUGCUGCCAAUCUUUCUCCACGUAGCAGCCUUGCACUUCUUCUUGGCUCUUAUCAUCCUGAUAUCGCUUCCUGUACUGGUGCUGUGGUAUUACUAUCUCACACACAGGAAGAAGGGUCGGACUCUCUUCUUCCUAAGUCUAGGGCUUUUUUCCCUAGGCUACAUGUACUACGUAUUCCUCCAGGAAGUGGUUCCCCGAGGCCAUGUGGAGCACAGGCAGGUGAUUCUUCUCACCUGUGGCUUAAUCCUUAUGCUUGUGGCCCUGUCUCGAGCCAAGAGAGACCCUGGCUACCUUCUCUGUCAAACAAGCAAUGACAAAGUGCUUUGCCAAGGGAACAACAACAACAAUGCAUCUAACGGGAAUGGCCUGGGGAGCUCCAGUGGGCUCUGCAGAGCAACUGUAACCAGCGUUGCUGUGAGCAAUAACAAUGAAGGCUAUUCCAGGAUGUUGAAAGAAGGGCCAGGUGGGGUUGCAGAGGACUGGUGUACCAAAUGCCAGCUGGUUAGGCCAGCCCGGGCUGGGCACUGCCGAAUAUGUGGCAGGUGUGUGAAGAGACUGGAUCACCAUUGUGUCUGGAUUAACAGCUGUGUUGGGGAACAGAACCACCAAGCAUUUGUCCUCGCACUCUCCCUUUUUCUGCUGACGGCAGUGUAUGGGAUUUCUUUGACUUUGGACACCAUCUGUAGGGGGGAAGCCACCAUCAAGGCACUAUUCUACUGCCCUGGUGUUUAUGCUGACUACAGUUCUGCCCUAUCGUUCACCUGUGUGUGGUAUUGUGCCAUUGUCACCUCUGGCAUGGGCUACAUCCUCUUCAUCCAGCUUUUGAACAUCAGCUACAACGUGACUGAGAGGGAAGCUCGGAUUGCCUUGCGGGAGAACACCGGGCGCAGAUUGCUAUGGGGGAUGGUGGUUGACACAGGCCAAUACAGUCACGGCUUCCUGCGCAAUUGGGUCCACUUCUUGACCUUGCACUCGCCCACUCUGCAGCGCUCCACUGAAGACAUUGAAAGCUGAAAGGAUUACCUCAUGAGUGUCUUAGAAGGAAAUGUCAACAUGGAAAGGCCAUUCAAUAUGGCUACAGAUAGGCUCACUCAGGGGUUUUAGAGAUUUCUUGAAUGUUGUUGCAGCAAAUAUGGAAGGUAAUGCCACUUAGGUUAUAUACUGAAGGUGAGUCACUUGAUAUUUUUUAUUCACAAGGAUAUCAUUUUUAGUUUUAAGCUGUUCAAGCAAUCAUGUUUUGAGCCUGACAUCUGGACAUAGCUUCAUUGUACAGAAAAGUCAAAACCAUCUCAUAAUGGUGGAAAAUGAAAAAUCCUGGAUCUUGAUUAGAACUCAUCUGUAUUCUAAAAAGUAGAAUUAAGACUUGGAUGAAACCAGAGACACUGACCUAGUAAAACAUUUUUCUUCGCUCUGGUUCCAGUAUAGUCUAGGUGGAUUUUUUCACUGUAACUUUGAAACUUUAAAGAUCUUAACAUUCUGUAAUAUUCUCUCUUAAAAAUAUGUUGCAUGUAGCACAGUGAAUGUCAGUAAACAGAUCCUGAUGAAGUUUUAAGGGGCCAGAUUUCCUGGGAUGCGAGCAUUGCUGUGUCAAAGUCAAUGCAAUGCAAUACUAUGCAAUACCAAAUUCCUGCUGUGACCACAUCUGUAGAGUGAGAAGCACAGGAAUAAACUGGCUGCUUUUCCACAGUCAUGCAUUUGUACUUGUCAGACAUAUUGUAGGAAGUGUAAAAUGACUAUACUUGGAUAGCGACACCUUUUAAAAGGGUUGAGUUUAAAAACAAAACUCUUCUCAAUGGGCCAAUGGCAUUUCAGCCUCAUUGUUUUAAUGGUGCCUUUCGUUUCAAAGUAGAUAGCUUUCAAGUGUCUUAAACUAAUUUGCUGAGAGUGUUUUCUCUAGAGCAAGUAAUAACUGCCUCACUGUCUAGUGUUCUGUGACUUUUGAUCUCAAUAUGAAUGUAUUUUGCCUCUACAGGGCAGGAUGGUGCAAUUAUGGAUGUUUUCUCUUAUCAUAUUUUAAGUGACAUUAUCUUUUCCCAGAAGACUUGAUUACACUGCUGGGCUCUACCGUACAGUAAAGGACUUGAAUUCUUUCAAGAAACAGGGAAUUUGCCUUCUCAGCAGUACAUGUUUCAGAGAUUUUGCCAACUGAAAAAUGUAGGAAAAGAACAGAAUUGCUUCUAACUUGAUUCCACCCUCACCCCAAGUAAUUUGAAGCUUGACUGUGGAACACUUUAUCUGCACGUUUUAUUGAGCAGUGCAGUGGUAUUGUUUUGUUAUGUACCCAGCAUUUUAGAUGGGUGCAGUUAAAGCUAAAUAAAAAUCUGAAAAAUU
This is a messenger RNA of Hemicordylus capensis (graceful crag lizard), 3238 nucleotides long. It is a transcript of the gene ZDHHC23, whose product is annotated as zinc finger DHHC-type palmitoyltransferase 23. The record is from RefSeq and is a predicted model, not a curated record. The transcript is spliced from 5 exons. Gene Ontology annotation, biological process: peptidyl-L-cysteine S-palmitoylation; protein targeting to membrane. Gene Ontology annotation, molecular function: protein-cysteine S-palmitoyltransferase activity. The coding region runs from base 632 to 1921 and encodes 429 amino acids. Gene Ontology annotation, cellular component: endoplasmic reticulum; Golgi apparatus. Lineage: Eukaryota; Metazoa; Chordata; Lepidosauria; Squamata; Cordylidae.